This is a messenger RNA of Schistosoma haematobium, 5038 nucleotides long. Its product is annotated as Nuclear protein localization protein 4. The record is from RefSeq and is a predicted model, not a curated record. Lineage: Eukaryota; Metazoa; Platyhelminthes; Trematoda; Strigeidida; Schistosomatidae. The coding region runs from base 510 to 2228 and encodes 572 amino acids. Gene Ontology annotation, molecular function: ubiquitin protein ligase binding; ubiquitin binding. Gene Ontology annotation, cellular component: nucleus. Gene Ontology annotation, biological process: ubiquitin-dependent protein catabolic process. The transcript has 11 exons.
AAUGAGUCAUAAAUUGGUGCGGCAAAUCAAUCCUGAUGAUCAUUCGUGUACAAUCUCCGAACGGAAUAAAAAGGAUAGAACUGCCAGAAACUGAUAGCUAUGAUAAAUUUCUAAGCUUAGUGUGUGAAAAGUUCGGCAUUGGCCGAAAUGAUAGUUGGUGCCUUUCGCGAUCUCAUAGCCAGUCUGAACGUCUAAAUGCCAGCCUGAAUACACGUUUAGCAAAAUUAGGUUUAAAGUACUCGUUGUUAUCAUUGACGCCUAUCUACGUUUUAGACACGGGGAUCUUCUCUUCCUCUUGGAUCACCACAGAAGUGGUGGCGAAGAAAGUGCUAAUAAAGACCAAGUAAAUUGUGCCAGUGAUUUCAGAUUAUUUGAUAUUAUUUAUUGCUCAAUAGGGAGACUCAUGUCAGUUGAAUUUUCUGCGACGGCAAAAUGAUUCCAGCUCUCAUAUUAAUCCUAAUAAUUGGUCUGCCUGUGGACCGCUAGUAGAAGAUAAAGUUGACCAAGAAAUGGCUAAAAUGGAUGGUCGUAUUCACCGUAAAAGAAAUGAACAAUUAUGUCACCAUCCCUUAUCUGGGCAAUGUAUCCACUGUGUUCCCCUUGAGCCUUUUGAUUCAGCCUAUUUGGAACAUUUAGAUCCUCCAGUGAAAUUUAUGUCAUUUCAUGCAUAUCUACGUAAAUUAACUGGUGGACAGAGCAAAGGAAAAUUUUCAUCUUUGGAAAAUUUAAGUUGUCAUAUUCGUCCCGGUUGUCGUGAUCAUCCUCCAUGGCCUAAUGGAAUUUGUACUAAAUGUCAACCGAAUCCAGUAACUUUAGAAAUUCAGCCAUAUCGUCAUGUAGAUUUUGUACAAUUUGAAAAUCCACAAUUAAUGAAUACAUUUUUGGAUUAUUGGCGACAAACAAGUUGUCAACGUAUUGGUAUUAUGCUUGGCCGAUAUGCUCAUUUCAAUGCACCAGGUUCACCUCCAUUAGCAAUAAAAGCAGUUGUAGCUGUGAUUUAUGAACCAGCUCAAGAAUCCACACCGAAAUCAGUAAAAUUAAUCGGUCCACUCGACAAUGUUUUACCAAAACAUGUCAUGGAAGUUGCUAAACGAAUUGGUCUACAGCCAGUUGGUUGGAUAUUUACUGAUUUAGUCGCUCAAAACUCAAAUGGUAAUGGUGUUGUCAAACAUUUUCGUGGCACUGUGGAUACUUUCUUUUUAAGUGCUGAAGAAUGUGUCACUGCUGCUCAUCUACAAAAUCUUCAUCCUAAUAUUUGUCGUCUAAGUCCUGAUGGAUGUUUUGGUUCCAAAUUUACCACGGUUGUUGUCACUGGUGAUGCAUCGAAUCAUAUACAUUUUGAAGCUUAUCAAGUUAGUAAUCAAGCUAUGGCGUUAGUGAAAGAUAAUAUUCUUGUGCCAACAUAUGAUGCACCUGAGUUAGGUUAUGUAAAAGAAACUACAAAAGAACAAUUCGUUCCGGAGGUGUUUUAUGCGACCAAGGAUAAAUAUGGUAAUCGUGUUACACGUGUAGCUCGUCCUUUACCAGUUGAGUUUCUGUUAACAAAUAUGCCAACAGCUUUUCCAAUUGAACCAUUUUAUACAAUGGCUAAAUUUCCUGAUGAUUUUCCAGCUGAUUUUCAAUUUCCAAUUGAGAAUCGUGAGUGUCUAGGUCAAAUUCAAGAUAUUCCGAGUUUCGCUCGUGUACUUCAUAAAUUUGGAGUUGAUCAAAUUCAUACAUGUUUGACUAAUUUCCAUAUACUUGCAUGGUUAGUUAACAAUGAUACACUUGGUUUACAAAUUUUCAACUCUGAAGGUAAAUUAAAUGAAGAUCCAUAUGGAAUCGUUGGUUUAUUGGAUGCGAUUGCUUUACGUUGUUCUAAUAAUAAUAAUAAUAAUGAUUCGAUAAAACAAUAUGAAUUAGCUGUUAAGAAAUGGGCUAGUGAAUCACCAAUUUGGGCUACUGUACAAGAGUUGGCUAAUGCAGUUGUUUCCGAUAUGCCACCUAGUCCUCCAUUGCCUACUCAAUCAGAUUCCUAUCGUUCUGCACUCAGUGGUUCUAGUGUUUCUUUAGGAGUUGGUCCAACAUCAGUACCUAAAUCAACUUGGUCAUCUCAAACAACGACACCAUCGGGGAUAACAGAACAAAGAAAUUCAGAAUCUAGUCACUGGGCCUGUUCUCACUGUACUUUUCAUAAUAGUCCUGAUACUGAUGAAUGCGAAAUGUGUCGCCUGCCUCGACGUGGAUAAAGCGCGCUUAGGUGGUAAAUCGAUGACAGAAAAGAUCAAUGAACAGUGACGCUGGUAACAAUGACGCUUAUUUAAGACGACUUCUUUAGGGAUCGUGCAUCUGUCUUUUUACCUAAGGAUGAGAUAAAUAAACAAGUUCUUUCCGUUCUCUUUUGUAUGUGAAUAACGUUUGUCGUUUAUUGCAGAUUGUUCAUUUUUUUAUCUGAACCUUUCUUGCCCGUUCUCCUACAAAUCUGUAACUUUGUCUUUUAAUAAUAAUUACUUCACUCAACGUUGAACAGAUUUAAUUAGGUUGUGAUCUGAUGAAAUAGCCAUCUAGAGUUUUCGGAAUACGUUGUAAAGCUUUUCUAUGACGUCGAUUUAUAUACAGUUCCGUAUGGCAUAAUCUCUUACUACUUAAACCCAACAGGGAAUCAUCUUUACUUCAAAAAUACAAAUACCAGACUAAAAUAACAAAAUGAUAAUACGAUUAUGAACCUACUGGGUUGAAAUCAACACAAGCGGAGAAAUUUUCGAAUACUCGGUGGUUCCGAGUGCUACAUCUUAUUUACAGUUUGUAAAAGUGAAAUACCUGAGUUUAAACAUUUAUUCGAUAAGCACGAAAAACAAGCAUUUUGUAAUAAAUCAGUUAAUAAUACAUAAUCGAUUUCUAGGACUCUUGAAUAAAAAUCCCGUUUUAAUUUGUUGGACCCAUAGACCAACCCUUGUUAACUUGAUGUUAGGUGUUCUCUUGAGUUUUGUAAAGUAUGGCCGUGAGACGUAUUUUUUACUGAUUUUCACUGCAAUAACACUACGAGAGCUAUCAUAUGCGAUUGCCAGUUUGGACGUCGAUCCAACAUCUAAGUUGUGUGGAUUUGGUUAUCGCAUGCAUAACUGACUGAAUGUAAACCCAAUGGCCGGGGCUUGCCGAUAAAAAAUCGAAUGAUUUCCACUCCGGAGAAAAGCUUUUGGUUAAACCAUUUAUCCAGUUCGUCCAUGCUUCUCCAGUUGCGGAUAGAUAACAAUGUUGAGCACUCUUUACUGCUUCUGAGUCAUGUAGUGAGUCCUGUGCGAAAAAGAACGUCUGACAGUGAUAGGAAGACAGAAAGUAAACAAAUUUGGUUGACCUCUAAAUUCGGGUAUAAACUGUUAUAAAAUUAUUACUGGGUCAUACACGACUCCACCUUACGCAAACAUCUUUAAGUACGUUUUCCUGGCUACGUCAAAUACUUUUUAUUUGCGAAUAUCGAUUGGAUCCGCCAUUAAAGUGGUGAUGAACAACUCUCUUCGUCAGUAUCAUGGUUACGGCUUUAAACAGAUUGCUAGAGGUUUUAGGUAAUAAAUAGUUGUACGCUUAGAAAACCUUUGAAUGAACUUAGAGUUACUUACUACUGAUACACUGAGGUUUAUUAUUGAGUUCUAUGUAUGUAUUACUUCAUAGUACUUCGGUUUAAUGAUCGGCUACGAAAGAUGAGGCUGGUUUAAAGGAACAGUAUAGAUAAUACAGGAUGCUAAAUAAAGCAUAUGGUCAACAGAUGUAACAUGAUAAAAGAUAGUAUUAGUAACACAACUUGGUGUAACUUACGUUUAAUGAUAGAUGAACUAUUUCUGUUAUUCCAUCCUCAUCGAGAUUGACGUUUGGCAUCGUAGGAACUUGAGUUCGAGGCACGUUACUACCAACAGCGCUGGCUAAUACGUCCUCAGUAUACACUCCUUCAAAUUCAGAUUCCUCUAUGUUUCCAGGUCGUUUGUCAUGGUAGUGAUUUUCGCAGUCCAACUGAGUUAGUUUGUUGUUCAGUUUACCAGGCUUUGAUGAGACUGCUUUUCGAGGUGUCCAUGUAAUUCGCCUUUUGCCUUCAUCAAUCAAGAAGCUACCAGUUGAUCCACUAACUUCUAUUUCCAGUCUGAAACAAUGAUUGUCAUAGAAAUGAGCUUCAGGGAGAUCACUCAUCCUAUUUUUUGGGAAAGGGAUAUCUGAUGAAAGAAUUAUGACGACUACUGGUUUACGAAAUCCGGGUAAUGUUGGUAUGUCGAGUUCGCCCAUUAUAGUGACGUAGUCAUCUGCAGAGAUAUGGCGAAUAGAAUGACUCAGAUCGCUUGUUCCUUUAGCGAAUAUUCGACAAAUACUCGUAACUGAAGUUAUCCGAAGCCCUCCAGAAAGGAAAUAAACAAGGUCAAUAAGACCUGGACAGAACAUAUUCAGCAGUCCUCCACCCAUAUCUUCCGACUCAGAUAACCAUGAGUACUCACUACCAUCAACAAAACUGACUGUGGACAAUCUUAUAUGGAUGCUUUCUAUAGUUCCCAAAACCCAAUGUGUGGGGAGUCGAGUAAAUUCGUAACUACUGAGUGCUUUCAUUUCUUUAUGAUUGUAGUUAAGGUGAGUGAACAAAAGGGUAGAUAAAGGUAGGUUUCUCAAGGGCAUAGCGAAGCCGACACGAAUUCUGACUUUCUCUAACGUGUCCAUAUCAUAAUUAGGUGAUACGGGAGGAAAAAUAAUUAUAUAAGGGAUGUCUUGCAAUACCGUAUCCGAAGCUAACUGUUUUUUGCUCAAGCAAUCAAUUAUUGAGACAAGAUUGCGUUGAUUGACCGGAGUAUCACAAAGAAAUAAAAACUGUAUAUCUUUAUUCGAUAUUAGAUCUUUAAAAGGCUCACUAAUAACUUUCAUACCAGCAACAUCUGCAUGAAUUUGGUUGCUCGAAGACUCACACCAGUAUCCAAUUAUAUUCACACUUUUAUGUUUCCUGAGCAUCUUUAUUACAGAUGCUGUAAUUUGAUUCCAACCACAAAUCACUACAUUAAUAGACUUCAUCACGUGUGCGAAGCCCCGC